Molecule: messenger RNA, 2712 nt
Organism: Hyaloperonospora brassicae
Lineage: Eukaryota; Oomycota; Peronosporomycetes; Peronosporales; Peronosporaceae
Source: the annotation of a GenBank genome assembly
AUGCCCGGAGCCCCAUUAUCGACGCUCAGCUCAGCGCUGCUGCCCGCCGACGCACCCGAUCACGACACCGACUGGCCGACGAUCUCUUCAGGACUUGCAGCACUGCGUCUGCGCGCGAACGCGGAGCUCACGGAGCUGACGGCGGCGCUGGAAUCGCUUGAGUCCCCUGCCGGUAUCUGUACACUUGGAGAGCAUGACGACGUUUUAGCGAUUUGCACCGAUCUCAAGGCAGUGCAACCCCGACUUUGCGCCAUCGAGCAACAUUUCCUACAGUUGAAGAGCAUCAUCCAGCCACGUGUUGACACGCUCGAGACGCUCCAGAGCCGAGCCACAUAUCUAAAGACGGCCGUGCAGAUCGAGGCAUUGAGCCAACAAGUUGAAGCCAACGCCGUUCACGGGACGCCGGAGGCGCUGGCGGAUUUCCAGCGCUUUGCCGAUCUUGUGGCGGCCGUUCCACUGGAGUUUCCCGCACUUCGAAGAAAAGCACUUUGUCGAGUGGACGAGCUGUCGCUGAGUCUUCGUCGUUUUGCUAUGGAUAAGCUCAAAAUGGCUUUGGACAUGAUCAAGUGGCCCGAACCAUUGGCGACUCCGGACGAGCUGAAGGACAAGGAAGCUGAGCUGCGAAACGUGUCAAAUACGUUUGCGUUCUUGUUGACGUUGCAAGUUGGUCAGGAGUCUACGUCGCCAACGACGACGGAUCUGUGGGCAAUGGAUUGUGUGCUGGAACCGCUGUUGCUGCGUUUUCGCUACCACUUUGAACGAAAUGAGAGUCUGACUAAUCAGUUGGCGAAGCCUGAGUGGUAUUUGAGCCACAUGCAGGAGCAAAUCGGAGUGCACACGCGGUUCCUGGCACAAGUGCUCACUCCAGAGCUGCAUCGCUACCGCACCGAAAUCCACUGCUGGGAUGCCCAGAUUCUGAUGUUGCGCGGACUCAUUCGAGCUGCCAGUCGAAAGCUUGCGCACGACUUGCCGACGCUGUUGACGCAUCCGCCACUUCUGUGCCAUACGUUGGACGAGGUCCUCCUCUUCGAAUACGCCAUCGACGAAGACAUUGGCUACGGUUCCUGGGCCAGCACAGAUCGUGGAGCAUAUCCGCGCUGUAUUGAUGUGUUCACGUCGCACAAUGGUGUGCUAUUCGCCUGGACAAAUGUCGAUGUUGAGUAUGCACAGCGUGUGCUUUCGUUGGUUUUUGAGGCCGAAUCCUCUGGUAGCGAGCUCGAGCUUGACGCCUGUCAUGGAAAACAAGAUUCGGUCUGGCGCUUGGAAGAGGAGGUGUACAGACGCGCGAAUGGUACCGUGUCUGAGCACGAGGAGACAAUGCUUGUUCCUCCAGUUGCGCAUCAGUUUGUGGCUUUACUCGAUUUUCUAUCCCAGCGAUUCACGCUCAUGGAGGCGGAAGAGCACCGUUACUUGUACGUAAUGCAGGUGCACCUCCCGCUUUUGCAUCGAUUUGGACAGCUUUGUGAGGCUCGCGGAUGCCGAUUGAUGAGCGCCCUGACCCAGAAGACCACGGACGCGAACACCCUGUACAUAUGGGGGGAGCUGUUUGUAGUGGUUAACGCAUUGCAGUGCGUAAAGCACGCGUUGGCGGCAUGGGAGCAGAGCAAUGUGUUCCUGGAGCUUUCGAGGAAGGUCGCGCGGUCAGAAACAACGCGAGCUCAAGUGCUUCGAAUGCACGUAGCCUACUCGAAGCAGGUUUUUGCGCGCGCCACAGCCAGUGUUCUUGCUACUCAAGAAGCGACAGCAGUUCGUCAAGCGCUUGCUGGACCAGGAGCUAUGAUCGGGCCCACCGCUGCUUUCUCCGCGGCAUAUUCGGUCGGAUCCAAGACAAUGAAAAGCCUGUUCCGCCGUGCAGAGAUUGAUGCAAACGUUGAGGAAGAUGAUGGUCAAGCGUUACGAGAGAGUGAAGCCUUGUCGGGUGGUACUGCCGCGACCGCCAAGAUAAUAGCGAGCUACGACAGUCCAGCAAACGAGUUGGAGGAAGUGCAAGAUGAGACGCUUCUGUUCUCGCAUACAAUUUUUGAACGGCAGAUCUCGCAGCUCACAUCGGUGAUAACGAUGCUGCUGGACGGUGGCAAGGACAUACUACUGCACACAGCGGAGCGUGACGUGGAAAUGUACCGCGCAAGCUCUUUUUGGAAUGACACAGAGGGCGAUGGCGUAAACAAAGACCGUCUGUCCAGCACGCAAACUGUCUCUUCCGAGUUGGCGUGCUCUUACACGCUCAUCAGCAACGUGCUGUCCUGCGCGCGUAAGCUGCUUCUUCCCGAGUGCCGGUCCAUUCUGUGGGAGUCUCUAGCGUCGGCCCUAGAUUGUGCUUUGUUCGAUGCGUUCUACAAUCCUGUCUCGACGGUGGAGGUUACGCAACUGAGCAGUACAGGGAUGCGUCAGUUUACGGAGGACAUUGAGUCCCUCGUAGCCAUAUUUGCAGCAGGAUCGACGAAACCGCUGCCUCGGUCCUACUUCCGACUCACUCAGGCUGUAUGCAACCUUUUGAACAUGCCUGCAGCACGACGACGUGAUGUUUGCAAGGCUCUCGACGAUGCGUCGAUUGCGUUCGGAAGCGAAAGUGGAGAUGAUUUUGUACAGUACUCGACGAUUCUGGAGGCGUGCGGUAUUUUCUCGCUGUCGCCAGCUCAAGUUGUGUGGAUCUGUGCCUCGCGGCUGGACUAUUGUCGUCAAGAGAGACCGAGACAUGGAAACCAGCAAUGA